Molecule: messenger RNA, 7466 nt
Organism: Drosophila biarmipes
Lineage: Eukaryota; Metazoa; Arthropoda; Insecta; Diptera; Drosophilidae
Product: titin
Exons: 9
Coding region: 89-6886 (2265 amino acids)
Source: RefSeq, a predicted model, not a curated record
AGCAACAUCAAAUUGUAGCAAAAAAAAAAAAAAAUAAAUAAAAAUUCUUUUAAAAAUCGGAAAAAAAAACUAGAAAGUGUGUUAAGACAUGAGUUACCCGGGCGAUAAUCGAUGGUCGGGGCCACCAGAUCCCAACGCCUACGCGAACAUCAACAGGCAGGGCAACGCGGCUCCGCGGAACUACCAGUCUCAGGUUGUGCGAAUGGCUGUGCGAAUGGACGGCGAGUUGCCUUCGACAUCCAGAGCUGCGCAAAAUCAGGCUUCCUUUUCCCAUGGCAGCCAAGCAGGCCUUGACUUUUCAUUUCACAACUCGUACAUGAACAACCCGACUGGAUAUUCCGGCUUUGGCCAGCGGGCAAACGAAGCGAGCAACAUGUCCGGCAUCGACGGCUCCAUGGGAGCCGGGAACCGCGAACAGGAACUGCCGAUGGAGUGCGAUUUUGAUUGGAGCUCCUUCGGGACUGGUGGCAACCAGGGGACCGUUCGCCAAAGCCUGCUCUUCCAGAGCCAAGCCCAAUAUACGAUGCGUUGGGGAAGUAAUGGGCAAGACCGUACUUUUCAGAUGACUCUGGUCCAAACCCGGACUGCGAUGCAGUCAUAUCAUAUCCCGGAGCAGCGCCCUUUGCAGAGUAUGAUGGAGGAGCGCUCGUACAACAUGAUAUCGGGGCGGCCACCACUGACAGCAGGCCCUUUUCCAAGGGCGGUGCCACCAUUGGCAGACCAGUCCAAUGGGACCGUUUUCCAGAGCAUAAUGGCAGAGCCAUCAACGGUGAGCAAUGAGGGGCACCAGGAUGCAGUGCCUCCCGCAGCGCAGGACUCCGACUUUCCAUAUUCCAUGGAAAUAAUGCCUUAUUUGGAGUCCAUGCCCACUGGGAACGAGGAAUCUCUAGUGGAGGAUCUGAGCGACUGGUGCAAUUAUAUUAAUGAACCAGAGGCAGAUGCAUUAAACCAAGAGAAUCAGGGAGGGCCAGGAUCGACGGCCAAUCCAAAUGAAUCGCAGGCUCAGUCAAUGGCCAGCACAACCAAUCCAACUGAUAUUAUGGCCACUUAUCCGUCGUUUUCGGGAAAUUAUACCAGGACACUCGGUGCGCCGUCCAAGCCCACCAGAGGUAAGGUAAUCAAGGCGAGGAACCCCUUGACCAAAAAGGAGCCGCCCAAGAGAAAAUUGGGUGCCCCAAUGAAGCCGAGUAUUUCGCAGCUUUUGAAAGAGGCCGCCAAGAAGGAGAGGUUGGCCAACGCGCCGCCCAAAAAGCAGCGAAAAACCAAGCCCAAGGCUUCUGCAGAAACGAAUUCUAUCCAAAAUCCGGAUCCUGCUGAGCCCUCUCAGCCCAGCACCUCUGCGGCAGCCAAGCCUCCCAAGCGAACUUACACCAAAAGAGCCAGUACUGCAAAGAAAUCGAAAGUUGAAAACAAUGCCGAGGCUGCUGUGGCAACAAGUAACCCGGCAGAAGCCUUAGGGCCCUCGGAAGUGAAGCCUGGUAUACCAUUAGGCCCAAUAGAUCUGAAUAUUCCAACUCCAACUAUACGGACCAUAGGCAAGACGAUCAAGCCAAAGGCCCCUAGGCGAAAAAAGACCCCCGUUGUACCAACUGAGGGAUCGGAGGAUGGCGUACCACCACCGCCUAAAACUAAGGCCGAGGCACCACCAAAGCCCAGGGCUCCUCGAAAACCCCGUAAGCCUCGACAGACAAAGGCAGCUUUGAAAAAACAACAGGAGGAGGAGGAGGCACUCAGGCUGCUUGCCGCAGCGCCAACAUCAAUGGAACCCAUUCCCAAAGGAAUGCCUUUAGAAGGCAUUCCAAAGGGAAUUCCAAUAGAACCCAUUCCCAAAGGGGUGGCUAUAGAACUCCUUCCCAAAGGAAUGCCUACAGAACCCAUUCCCACAAGGGAGGUGAUAGAACCUGUGCCCAGUGCGUCUACGAUUGGGAUGCAAAAGCCAGUUGCUGGGCAGUUCAUCAGUGCAACACAAGGGACACCACAAUAUGGGGUACGAGUGCAGAACUCGCCUACCAAACCAUCUGCUUCCCAAAAGAGACCCACUCCAAAGGCCGCAGGUGGAGGUAAGAGCAUGAAAAAUGUGAUGAAAGUGUUUGGGAAGAAAGCAAUCCUUCAAAUUCAGUCAUUUCUAUCGAAAGUCCCGGGGACAUCAGACACAACUAUUUUAGAAAAAUCAACUUCGGCCCCCAACGAGCACCAAAAAAAGGGAUAUGUACAAAAAAACCGAUCUGUAUCUCCUUGCUUGUCAAAGCAUUCGGCUCGUUCGACCUCAAGGUCAUCUUCCGGGUCAGACAGUUCUUCCAGGUCGUCCUCAUCGUGCUCCUGUUCAUCGAGCUCUUCCAGCUCGGGAUCUUCCAGCUCGGGCUCUUCCAGCUCGGGAUCUUCCAGCUCAGGGUCUUCCAGUUCGGGAUCUUCCAGUUCAGGGUCUUCCAGUUCCGGAUCUUCCAGUUCAUCAUGCUCCAAAAAAACCAAGACUAAGCCAAGGGCACAGAAACCGCUUCCCUCACGGGAGUCCUUUCCACGGAUAAAUACCGCUCUUUAUAAACCUACUAAUUUGGAGUCACCGUCGCCCCCGAUGUCGCCAGUGCAGAAUCUGGGUCCCCACCGGGAACUUUCGCCACCGAUGACUCCCAUGAAGAAUCUGGAUUUAUCACUGGAAUCCUCGCCACAAAAGGAGUCAUCAUCACCACCGAUGACGGUGAAGAAUCUGGAUUUAUCACUGGAAUCCUCGCCACAGAAAGAUACCGAUUUGUAUCAACCAACUAAUUUGGAGUCACCAAAGCCAUCGAUUGCGGCAGGGAAGAAUCUGGAUAUAUCAUUGGAAUCUUCUCCAAAAAAAUCUACCGCUUUGCUUCAACCAACAAAUUUGAAGUCACAAUCGCCACCAAUUACGGCACCGAGGCAUCUGGAUAUAUCGUUGAAAUCUUCCCCACAAAAAUAUACCGAUUUGGAUGAUCCAACUAAUUUGAAAUUACCAUCGCAAGCGACGCCCGUGCAGAAUCCGGAAUCUUCCCCCCAAAUGAAUACCAGCGUAGAUCAAGCUAUUACAGCCCAGAAGAAUCUAGAUCUAACAGCGGAGUCUUCCCCACAAAAAGAUACCGAUUUGAAACAACCAUGCAAUUUGGAUUUUGGUCAUGAUCAACCUACUAAUUUGGGGUCACCAACGCUACCACUGACGCCCAAGAUGAAUGAGAAUCCUUCAUUGCAAAAGGAGAAGAAUUUAAAUGUUUCAUUGAAUUCCUCCCCCCAAAAAGAUACAGAUUUGGAUCAUCCAUCGCCACCGCAUGCGACACAGAAUAAUCUAGAUCCGUCUUUAAAAACUUCCCCACUAAAAACUAACGAUUUGGAUCAACCAACUAAUUUGGAGUCGCCAAAACUGCCGACUGCGCCCGGGAAGAAUCUGGUUCUGUCAGAGGAAUCUUCCCCAGCAAAAGAUACCGUUUUGGAUCAAGCAACUAAUUUGCAGCCAACGUCGCCAGCUAAGACGACCGUGCAGAAUGCGGAUCCACCAAUGGAUCCACCACUAAUAAAUGCCGGCUUGGAUGAACCAACUGUUUUGGGUUCACCGUCGCCACCUAGUACGCCCUGCACAAAUCCUCUCACAUUCGAAGACCUUCUGAAACAUCUGGGAGCCGAAAUCGCUCCCGUAUCGCCGAUCGUCACCCAAUCAUCCGAUGCUUUGAAGCAGGAAGAUUCAAAACCAACACCGGCAGUGUCUGAAUCCUCCACUAAUGGCGGGGAUAAUCGACCGGGAACUGGAGUACCGAUACCAAAGAUGGAUGAUAUCACGGAAAAGAAAAUCGAAAAAUCUGCAGCAGAAUCUAAUCGGAAUCUCCCCAGCAUAACCCACAAAUUCAAAACUCCAGUGAAAUCUGUAGAAUACAAAGCUUCGGGAUCAACCAAGAAACCAGAUAUUAACCCCCACAAUCCCAAGCUUCUUGAAUGUAAUCAAAAUGGGGAACAAAACGUUCUGCAGACGCCCUUUAAAAUGCCAAGGCCAAUUAAAACUGAUCUUAUUUCUGGGGAAUUUAAAACACCGCCCAAUACUCCCUUACCGGCAAAAUCAAACCCUCAAAAAAUGAGCGAUGAAAGCAAAUUUGGGGAUCAAAAACGUAUUUUAAAGCCCUCUAGAAUUCCAAGGCCUAUCAAAGGAUAUUUUGCUGCCCAAUAUAAGUUAUCGCUACAAUGUAAUUCAAAUAUUUCCGGGUCUAUUGCAAGUCCCUUUACCUCCUUUGGAGGAGUUACUCAAUCGACAAAACCGGCACCUCUAAAACUAAGCGAUGAAUCGAAAAUACCUGUUCAAAAGCCCCUCAAAAAUGCAAGGGCAAUCCAACCUAAGCCUAUAUCCGAUAUAUAUGAAGUACCUGAAUCAACCAGUGCUUCAGAUGUUAAGAUGUUAAAUCCGAACUGUGGUCCUAAUAUUGCUAGACCACGUACGCAUCUUGCACCUAUGGCUGAACCAGAAAAACAGGGGUUUCAAAAACUAAUCAAUGAAAAUAAAUAUUUGGAUCGAAAUGUGCAUGAGCAGCCUCAAAUAGCUGUUCAAGAGCCUUCCAAAAAGACCAAACCAACCGAAACUAAAUCGAAAUCAGCUUUAUCAAAUGGUAACUUCUGCAGUCCGAAUAUAUUUGAGACUAGCGUAAAACCCUGUAGUUCUGUGAUCGCAAAGCCAGAUGAGGGACUUGGCAGUUUUACUUAUACUUCUACUUUUCAAUCAGGCUUGGUGAAGCCCAGCGAUUCGGAACUGACGGCUCCAAAAAAUACCAUCGCACCUGUUGUAAAUGAGGAACAACCAAUCAAUAAAUCUGCUGAGAAACCGGGCUAUCCUGAAAUAUUCGGCGCAGAUAUGAAUCCAAGUGACUCGAAACCCUGUAGUUCCAAAACUUCCACAGCAGUACGAGAUCAUUCAAAAAAUAAAAAGGAGAAAAAGUCGAGGUCUUCGAAGGCCAAAAACGAUGGGAAGAAACCAAAGUCACCGAAAACUAAGAAAGAAGCGAAGAAACCAGGCUCUUCAAAGAAGAGUCGUACAUCCAAGAAUUUAGAUCCGAAGUUUCAAGACCAGCUUCUAGAAGAUCCGAAGAAAAACUCCUUUGACACCGAUACCAUUACACAGUAUAAGCUACCAGAAGAAACGCCAUCUGAGGCACAAGUAUCCUCUUUGAAGCCCAGUAAAGGGAAAAAACCAAAGACUCCGAAGCAUAAAAAGGAGAAGAAAAAAUCAGGGUCUGCAAAGGGGACUCGAAAUCCGGCAAUUCGGAAACAGGUUCUACAAAACGCAAAGGUAAACUUAGAAGAGUGUGAAUUACGAGAUGUUUUAUGGAACCCGAAAGGAAAGCCAUCUGAGGCGCAAAUACCCUUUCUAAAGCCCAGUGAGGAGCCCAGGACAAUUGAGGCAGUUCUAAAAUCUAGUACUAAACUUUUUAAGGCUAACCCCCCUCAAUUGGGAAUUAAGUUCUGUAGUCCCCAACCUCUGACAACGCGGAGGAGCUCUUUACCAGCGAUUUCAAAGCGCCGAGUAUCGGUUGCUGUGGAGACAGGGUCAAAUUUGAUUGCCUCCAGUCGUAAAAUUGCUAUUCCCAAGCGCAGAGAAUCGGUGCUUAUUGAUGACGCACUAAAAUCCAAAGCCUUGAAGCCAACCUCUAAUCCCAAGAGGUCCUUUGAUGAGUUAAUAGCGGAAGCAGAUCUGAUACCCCUUAGCAGGGGAUUGCCGGCAGCAAAGCGUCGUCAUUCGGUAAUGAUUGAGCAACCAGCUAAGCGAGGCCUUUCCGUAAUGAUUGAACAACCAGUCAAAGCAAAGAUUCGCAAAACAACGACUGAAACUGACAUGAAACCAAGCACAUCGAAGGCUGCUAGGCCCGAUACUGCCAUAUCUGCUAAGUUAGAUACUAGGCCCAGCACUUCUAAGGCUGCUGCGGCUGCCAGAACCGCUAAUACAGCCAGUACUUCGACGGUUUUCGAAACCGAUGACAUGCCCAGUACAUCUCAAAAACCGCACACGUUUCUCCAAUUUAAGAUACCCAAGCUGCGCGCUGGAGGUUCCAUCAUACAAUCUGUAGCAGCUGAGACCCCCGAAGCGGAGAAUCCUACUGGCAGUUCCGAGACAAUUCACUCAACUCUAGCUAAAAGCCCUGAAGCCUCCCAAGCAAAUGCAGCUGCAGGUUCGGAGGCCACUGCAGCGCAUCCGACAGAUGCCAGCCAAGGGAGUUCGGCUAAGAGCUCUGAUGCCCCCCAAGCGAGGAACUUCCUUCGGGGAACUCCCUACAGGAGGAGCCAGUACAUCCUACCUGGCCACCCCAUGCGGAGGACCCUGGUCAACGAGUCGCCCUACGCGCUGCACGGCCAUGCCAACUACCCGGUGAACUACCCCAGCGAGCUGGCCUACCAGCGAGUCCACCACAUGGGCCCCCCCAUGAGAAUCAAUCCCAGCUAUCCGGAGGAUCAGGCCUUCUACAGGGAUGCCUACUUCAUGGACCAGCAGCUGCGGUACCAUCGCUACGAGGAGCGCCUGCGCUACGAAGAGGACUAUCCGCUGCGGCGCUUCGUGCCGCCGCCGGCCAGCUACGCCGUGGGGAGGAGUGCCCCAGUGCCGACCUACCAUCCCUAUCGCAGUGCCCAGCAGAUGAGGGGGCUGCUGCCGCACGAGAGGAUUGGCCCGACCUAUCGGCCGGGCUUCCCCCACAUCGACGAUCCAUCGCUGCCAGAGGCGCAUGCCAACAGGGCCUACCCACCAAUCAGCUACUUGCCAGCACAGUAUCAGCCGCCGGACCAUCAUCCCAUAACUGAUUACAUGGGCUGGUACAGGCUAAGCAGCGGUCAUCCCAGUGGUAGGCCCAGUGCGCCGCGCACUCCGCAGGCGGAGAUUAACGACUCAAGUGAUAAUUGCUCUUAAUAGCCGCCUCGAACGGCUUCAAGCGUUCGGGGGUCGCAAAUACCGCACCCGCAGGGAGCUCAGGGAGCGCACCCAGUUGUCCAAGGAGUCGUUGCGCCCGGUCCUCAGGCGCAUUGGCAAAAUCAGGCGUUGCACGUGGCGCAUCAGCAAGUACUAUCCGCAGGCCUAUGUGGCCGAAAAGUCGGGCCUUUCGCCGCGCCACAAAGAUCACAAGCCGGUGGGUUGCCACAGAGAGUAGCGAGUUCCCAGCACUUGCAAUGCACCUUGCACCUUUGCACCCCGCCCCUAGCUCUGCCUAAGCUAUGACUACCGCAGGCUGAUGGGCUCCUCCUGGCGCAUGGGCACUUUGAUCGAGAAAACCGGCUUUUGCAAGGUCUAGCUCAAGUACCUCCUGAGGAUGAUCGGACGGAAGCGAUGCACCAAAUGGCGACUCCUUAGCUACAAAAAGCCCCUGAUCCCUGAUCCAGAAACUGCCGUAGGCUCCCUGAGUGCCAUACACAUCGUACACAUCUAAUAUUCUGAUUACACUUGCACACCGCCCCCCCGAACACUGAAAUAAAUCACUGAGGUCGAAACAAAA